This is a messenger RNA of Maylandia zebra (zebra mbuna), 1326 nucleotides long. The record is from RefSeq and is a predicted model, not a curated record. Lineage: Eukaryota; Metazoa; Chordata; Actinopteri; Cichliformes; Cichlidae.
AGGAGUUUUUCAACAGCAACAGAGAAACAUAUACCUUCAGAGGAAGAUUUCCUCUGGUGGAAGAACUUACAGGGGGCAAGACUUCAGAACUUGACUUUGUACAAUAAAACUCUAGAGAGGCUAUUUCAGACAAUAACACCAAUUGCAGAUAUUGGAGAACCUCGUCCUGAUCACUGCAGGAGUUGUGCCGUGGUGGGGAAUUCUGGAAAUUUGAGAGGAUCGCAUUAUGGACCUCUUAUUGAUUCCCAUGAUAUCGUAAUAAGAAUGAAUCGGGGGCGUACCAAAGGCUAUGAAAGAGAUGUUGGAACCAAAACAACUCAUCAUGUCAUGUAUCCAGAGAGUUCUACUAGACUGGACAAUACCACUCAUCUCUUGUUUUUUCCUUUCAAAACACGUGACUUUUUGUGGCUCAUGAAGGACAUAAAUCGAGGGGAAAAUGGUGCUCCAAACUUAAAGAAGAUAGCUAACAAAGAUUUGAUCUGGAUCCUCCAUCCGGCUUUCAUGAAAUAUGUUCAUCAAGAAUGGCUGGGAAAGAAGGGUGCUUAUCCAUCCACUGGCUUUCUUGCAGUGGUUCUCAGCCUAGUGAUGUGUGAUGAGGUCACUAUCUUUGGGUUUGGAGCAGACAGCGGGGGAAGCUGGAGCCAUUACUUUGAAAUCUUCAAAAACAAAAAAUUUAAAACAGGAGCCCAUCCAGGAGCAGACGAAUAUAAAAUGAUAGAGAAAUUACACAAAAAGAAGACAAUUGUUUUUUUUAAAGGAUGGUAAUUUCUUUUUCAUGUUUUCAUUUCUGUCUUUAUCAGUUGCAAAUCAUCUAACCAUAGACCUGUGUUAUAAAAAUGAAUAAGUGAUGGUAAUUGCCCCCCCCCCCCCCCCCUUCAAAAUAAACACCACUAUACACUAACUUUAUCUAUAUUUGACUUUAUCACUAGUAACCUUAUAUACAUAGCUGGACUGGCCAUUGGGCAUACCGGGCAUUUGCCCGGUGGGCCGAUGGUAAUUUUUUGUUUUAAAUGGGCCGAUGUUUUGUUGUUGUUGUUGUCUUUUUUUCGUAACCGUGUAAACAGUGAAAGGUGGCGGAUUGGACAGAUGCUGGCAGACAUGUAAAAUUAACUCAAUUGUUUGGUAGUGGCUAUGGUGGAGCUUUCACAGAUUCAGUAAAAUUAGCAAGUACUGGAGGCCAGCAGGUGGAUGGGGGAAAGGGGAGGCAGAGGUGGAGAGACCCAUGGCAGCCGCCGGUCUGACUGUCAGGUGAAAUGAGCUUCAGGUAAGAAGUUAUGACCUGCAGUCUAUCUGGGUCAGAUAUAAACCAAGUUUAGUUGUAGUUUG